Messenger RNA from Phaedon cochleariae (mustard beetle), 1713 nucleotides. The record is from the annotation of a GenBank genome assembly. NCBI's taxonomy places the organism in Eukaryota, Metazoa, Arthropoda, Insecta, Coleoptera, Chrysomelidae.
AUGGACGUGAAUCGGUUAUUAGGAGACGAACUCAGAUACGAAUUGUACAUUCGCGGACAACCCUCAAAUAAUACGGUGGCAGACAAUCGGGCACGAAUACGAGAAGUAUUUAGAUCAGAGUGGCAAGGUGACAUGACGCAUUUUCCGAAGGUCUCCUUGUACUUCUACAAUGAAUUGGAAAUUUGUAGUAGGAAACUUGAGGAAUUGCAGCAAAAUAUAGAUGACUUCGAUCAGAACAACCGCGAGAACAAAUAUCGAAGAAUUUACUCCAGGCUUUUACACAUAUCCGGUCGCUCGAACCGUCUAUCAGGCAAGGACGUUGGGGAAGAAAUAUCAAGACUAAGAGUGUGUGGAGCAGUCUCCUCUGAUCUGGUUGAUAUUGGGGAGCCUCCCAGUUCUCCAACCGUAGAACCCCCUCCAACUCAAUACGAACAGGAUAAAAGGGACAGACCUUGGCAAGAAGGUUCCCAACCUAAACCCAGUCACCCAACUCAAUACGAACAGGAGAGAAGGGACAGACCUUGGCAAGAAGGUUCCCAACCUAAACCCAGUCACCCAACUCAAUACGAACAGGAGAGAAUAGACAGACCUUGGCAAGAAGGGUCCCAACCUAAACCCAGUCACCCAACUCAAUACGAACAGGAAAGAAGGGACAGACCUUGGCAAGAAGGGUCCCAACCUGAACCCAGUCACCCUACUCAAUACGAGCAGGAGAGAAUGGACAGACCUUGGCAGGAAGGGUCCCAACCUAAACCCAGUCACCCUACUCAAUACGAGCAGGAGAGAAGAGACAGACCUUGGCAAGAAGGGUCCCAACCCAAACCCAGUCACCCUACUCAAUACGAGCAGGAGAGAAGGGACAGACCUUGGCAAGAAGGGUCCCAACCCAAACCCAGUCACCCAACUCAAUACGAACAGGAGAGAAGGAACAGACCUUGGCAAGAAGAGUCCCAACCCAAACCCAGUCACCCAACUCAAUACGAGCAGAAGAGAAGUGACAGACCUUGGCAAGAAGGGUACCAACCUAAACCCAGUCACCCUACUCAAUAUGAGCAGGAGAGAAGGUACAGGCCUUGGCAAGAAGGGUGUCAAUCCAAACCCAGUCCCCCAACUCAAUACGAGCAGGAGAGAAGGGACAGACCUUGGCAAGAAGGGUCCCAACCCAAACCCAGUCACCCAACUCAAUACGAGCAGGAGAGAAGUGACAGACUUUGGCAAGAAGGGUCGCAACCCAAACCCAGCCACCCAACCGGACGACCAGGUAUCGACAAUUAUGAGAAAAUGGUGGGAGAAACCUUUCAGGACGAGGGAGAGAAACUUGGGGUUCAAAGCAAUGUAAAUUGUCGUGAAAAUAAAUUCUUUGAAUGGAAAAAGAACCCGCAAAACUAUCCUAGAGAAUCGCGUGACCGUGCAGCCAAUUGGCCCCAAUGUGGUUACCCGGAUAUGCCAGGCGGAACGGUUUCCCAUGGGAAAUUCCACUCACACGUACGUUUCGACCCUAAUAAUACUGCGACGGGGCAAGAUCUGAGAUAUGCCUCUCGAAUGGCUCAGGUUCAUUCUACUCGAUUCGACGAAGAUUCGGGAGUUGAACAGUCUGGAACUCAAUCAGCACUUAAUGAUGUUUCAAGAGGCCCCGCCAUCGCCGCCACAGAAGCGCAGGCACUUCCUGUCAACCCCGCUACGAUACCGACAACUAUUCUGAGUCUCUGUUGA